AUGUCUGCCGCGCAUGUAGCAGCAGCAGUAUACCAAAGCAUCAAUAACCCAGCUAUGGCAACAACCACAGAAUCUCGGCCGCCUUCUCCCAGCGCAUUACCUCCUAUACCAUCAUCUCCAACAUACUCAUACGCAUCCACGGCCGUACCUAUCCCAUCAUCGUUUAACCUCCCUCUACCGCCUCCUCCCCAACCAGCACACUCAGUCCUCACAAAGAGCGACAUCGAAGCAUCACAAAUCGCAUACUCAGAACUAUUAUCUUCCGCGAAAGCCUACCGCUUAGCCCUCGCCGAAUUAUCAUCAUCAGCCUCAACUUUUGGAUCAGCACUAGAAGCAUGUGCGCGACUGAAAGAGGCACGGUCCCCUUCCAUUCAGAGCUCAGAGAGCAUGUCAAAUAGUUUUACCAUACAUGGGAAUUCGGGCGGUUCGAAUUGUACGGCUGAUAGUCUUCUUGCUGCCAGUGGGGUACAUCAGCUUAUAGCGAAUCAUCAACAAAUACUUAGCGAGACUGUGUACAGGAGUUUUGAGGUGCCGUUACUAAGUGACCUGGAUCAAUGGCGUACAAGGAUGGAAGACGAGGAGGAGAGAUAUCAGAAAGAUGCUAAGACAAUGAGUAAAGAGAUAAGAAAAAUGGAGAAAGAAGGGCUAAGGUUACACGGAAAACGGAAACGAGACGUCGGAGCAUUCAGAGAACAUCUCGUCAAACUAACCCUCCAACUAGACGGUCUAACCUCCCUCCACGGCGGUCACGCCCGCGGCCUCCUCCGCGAAGGCCAAGAAAUGAGCACAUCAAUAGUAGAAUGCUCAGCGGGGCUCGUCCGCGCCGAAGUCGACAUCUUCGAAGCCCUCGCGCGCAAAGGCUGGUCCGGCGGCGGUCUCGACGAACUCCUCGAGCGCGGCCGCGAUCUCUUUGCCAACGAAUCCGACGUCUCGGACGCGCACCACUCCAAAAUCUUCAGCAUCCUCCCAAAUAAAUCGAUUCUCGCGGACUCAAAUCAGGAUCCUGCUUCCCGGCCGCAAAUGGCAUCUCAUCCCCAUGACCAUGCGAGGAGUGAUAGUUUGCUGGUGGAGGGACAUGGGUAUCAGAGUCUUACGGCUGCGGUCACGGAUACGGAUGUGAGGAGCGUGUUUUCGGAUAGCGGGAUGAGUCGCACGAGACCGGAUUCUACGACGGGGAUUCUGAAUCGGUCGAGGGGUGCGAGGCCGUUUAGUCCGCCGCCGAGGGAGAGGGUUAGGGAGGGGGGUGAUCCGCUUGAGUUGCCGAAAUCGACGGAUGUGGAAGCGGAUAAGGAUUGUGGACUUUGUGAGGAUGAGACUGCUGAGGGUGAGCUGAGAGAUGGGGAUGAAGGGGUGAAGGAGGGGAGUGUCGAACCUAGGGAAGAGAACGAGGGAGCGGCGGGAACAGCGGCGAAAAAGAGGGAGCGGAGGUGGAGUGUUACUGAUGCUACGGUGUCUGAUUAA
Glarea lozoyensis ATCC 20868 is the source of this 1461-nucleotide messenger RNA. RefSeq lists its product as uncharacterized. Gene Ontology annotation, cellular component: fungal-type vacuole membrane. Lineage: Eukaryota; Fungi; Ascomycota; Leotiomycetes; Helotiales; Helotiaceae. Gene Ontology annotation, biological process: vacuole fusion, non-autophagic. The transcript has a single exon. The coding region runs from base 1 to 1461 and encodes 486 amino acids. Gene Ontology annotation, molecular function: phospholipid binding. The record is from RefSeq and is a predicted model, not a curated record.